Vespa velutina is the source of this 2560-nucleotide messenger RNA. RefSeq names its product probable serine/threonine-protein kinase qkgA. The record is from RefSeq and is a predicted model, not a curated record. Gene Ontology annotation, molecular function: protein binding. The transcript has 10 exons. NCBI's taxonomy places the organism in Eukaryota, Metazoa, Arthropoda, Insecta, Hymenoptera, Vespidae. Bases 151 to 1242 code for a protein of 363 amino acids.
CAAGAUCCUGAAGAAUUAUGUAUUAACGAGUUGUGUCCUAUACUCGCAGAAGAUUUAGAUACUAUAUCUGACAUUUCUUCAGUAAUAACACAAGAUACACCUCAGCACUCAAAGAAAGAAUAUAUAGAUUUACUACCUGUUCCUAAUAAAAUGUCAAUUUAUAAUUCAACAUUUGUGGAUUUGUCAAAUGCAAAACUUACAGUAUUUCCAAAUAAUAUAAUGCAACAUUUUUCAAGGAUACGGAUGCUUUACUUAGAAAAUAAUGCCCUAUCAGAAAUUCCUGAAGAGAUCUUUCCUUCUUUACAAAAUCUUGAAUGGCUAGAUGUACGGAAUAAUCAAUUGAAAAUUUUGCCAAAAAGUAUAAAAUCUCAUUCAUCUUUACAUACACUAUUGUUACAAGGAAACAAAAUUCAGGUUUUACCAUUAGAACUAUGCAUGGUACCAAAAUUAAAAAAUUUACAAGUAGCGCGUAAUCCUCUUACUAUGCCACCGGCAAAUAUCGUAGCACUUGGAUGUUCUAAUAUCUUAAGUUUCUUAAAAAGUGAAUGGAAUAGAUUACACCCAGAUGAAGUUGGAAUAAUACCUGUGAAGGAAGCAAAGCCUAAAUCGUUAACAGUUCUUACUAAUGAGACAAUUAAUAAAAAAAAAUCGAACAUUUUAAAAGUUGUUAAUUGCUAUAGUUGCAGUGAUAUAUCAAAUAAAUUUAAUAAGAUGUCUAUGACAGAGAAAAGGAAAGCUUAUAAACCAAGUAACAGGUGUAAGAGUAAAGGAACAAAUCUUGUCAAACAAAAUCAACUUUCAUGGAUUGAUGAAAUUACAGAAAUGUUGAAUAAAGAAGCUUAUGUACUUCAAAAAAUGAAAAAUAAAGUAGCUCUACAAGAGUGGAGAGAUGAUAAAAGCAGUUUCUCUAAAAGUAUGGAAAAAGCUACAAAAAGAAGAGAAGAUGACAUUCCAUUUGCUAUCGAUAACGUUGACGACUUAUAUAUAUCUAAAGCAGAAAACAAAUUGAAUGAUAAAACGAAUUUGCAAAGAAGAAACAAAGCAAUAUUUGUAUCGCCUACUAACAUAAAUAAAAAGAUUAUAGAAUUAUUGGACUCAUUAGCUACAAUAAAUACAGAUGGAAUUACAAGCAUGACACCAAGUUCCAAACAAAAGUCUUUAAAUGAUACAAUUAAAAAGAUUUGUUUUUUACAAAAAGAAAUACAUCAUCUUCAGCGACACAAUAUUACCACAAUGCCUUAAAUCUAUAUUCGGAAGUAUAAAUCUAAAUGUGAAUUUUAUGCGAAAUUGCUUGUAUGUGUAUUCAUAUUUUAUAAUUAAUAUUUAAUUAAUGCACUAUGAUUGUAGAUCUAUAUGUCAAAUAAUCUGUUAUACAAUAUAAAAUAUUAAUCAUGAGUAAUGACAAUAACAUAUAUAUAUAUAUAUGUAUAUAUAUAUAGUUUUUCUUUUAACAUAAUAACAUGCAAAAAAAAAUAAUAAUUACUAGACAACUAUAUAUCACAAUUUGAAAUGAUGUACCUUGCAUUUGUAGAACCAAUUUAUAUUAUUCAUAGUACGAAAUUAUAAAGUAAAUAUCAGUAAUAAAAAAUACGUAUGCUUUUAUAGAUAGUUAUAAAGAAUAUUGUAAUAUAUAAAUUUCAGUAUACGUUAAAAUAAAAAAAGCUUAUAAAUUUUUAUGAUCGAUUAAACAAUAAACAAGAAGUCGUAGAAUAGAUGCGUAAAUUAUAUUCGUCCUUAAGUUUAGAAUAUCCGCUUAAACAUUUCUAAUAUCAUUUUUAGGCUCGUAUUACAUUAUAGAAUGAAUAUUGUAUAAAAUCAAUAAUUUUAUAUCGUCAGAAUAGUAACUAUUUAAAACAGAUUAUGAUCAAAAUUGGUUUCAAUCGAUUAUAAAUAUAUCUUGAAUAAGAAAAUAGUUCUUAACAAGUCAUAAGAUUUAGACAUCCAUUAUUGAACACACAUAAUGGCAUUUUAUCAUAUAACCCUUGUUUAUGUACAUAUUAGUUGCACAAAUGAUUAUCUAUUAAUCAUUACAACCAUAUAAUAUUGUACAUAAGCAGAAAUAUUAAUAAUGCAAACAAUUCUAAAGAUUUGGAAAUUUAUGCUCUCCUUUACUGACUUUUACCAAGGACACUACAUCCAUAUUUUAUACAGUAUUUAUUUUUAAUAUAUACAUGAUAUAUGUAUUUACUAUUAUAUUAAAUAGACAGAGGAGAGUGAAAUCUUAUACACUGUGAUAUUUCUGUUAUAACAAUAAGUUUUUUUUUGUAAUAUGUAUGCAUAUUUUUUGUCUGCUAUUAUUCAAAGAAAAGAUAUGAAUAGUUUUUUUUUUUUUUUUUUUUUUUUUUUGUUAACAUCGCGUUUUUUUUAUAAAUCUCUUAUAAAUUGGACUAAAUAUAACUAAAAGUUAGGCAUUUUGUAAAGGAAUUGUAAAGAGUGCGAAGGAUUAAUUUAGCAUUAUAUAAUGAAAGAAAGAAAUAAAAAUUAUUUAAUUACACUAAAUACUUUUACAUUCUUCUAUGUAUACCUCUGUUAAGACAAAGUAUACGUUUUAUGUUUUAAU